UUACUGAAAGAAAUCAGUUCAGGUGCACCAUCUAUCCUUGUUAUUUCUAUAUUGAAUUUAUAGAUAAAGUAUUCAGCAUAAAGAAAAAAGAAAUUGGACAAAUAUGAUUGUAGGACUUCAUAUACUGUCUUCGUGUUUUUUUUUUUCCAGCAUCGUAGACUUUAUACCACCGCUAAGGAAGCGUAUGGAUGUUUUGAAUCCCUAUGUCUGCCAAUUUCUGGUGGGAUGGAUCACUGUACUGGACAGAGUUCUUGAUACUGAUAUUCUUGGUUUUCUUCUAGAUUUUCUUGAUGGCAAUUGUGACAUUUAACAAGCUCCUUUAAGCUAUAUCUUAUUUUGCAACUUGAAUUUACGUGCUGACUCAUAGUGCAUCAAAUGUUCUGGUUUGUUCAACUUGUUAAGUGAUUCCAGCCAUGAAAUAUGCAACAGGCUGAUUCCACACUUUCUGAAUUUUUCCAGGAGAAAAAACUCUCCAAUUAUGGUCGCAUGGCUGAAAUAUUGGUACAGAGGGCAGCUUCUUCCGAUGAAUUUACCUGUCUGUGUGCGGUCACAUGGGAAAGGAUCUUCCCACCAUGGAUUUUCCUACCAGACUCAAGAUUGCAUUAGGAUCGGCUAAAGGACUCGCCUACCUUCACGAAGAUUGCCACCUGAAGAUUAUACAUCGUGAUAUUCAAACUGCCAACAUUCUCUUGGACAACAAUUUUGAUGCCACGGUUGUUGCAGCUUCAUCUUCCCAUGAAUCAAUACAUUUUUUCUUCUUGUUUUUGGUGGGCAACAACAGCAUGGAUGGGGAAGGAUAUAUCAGAACUUGGUUAUUGCAGUCGGGUACUUUUUUUACUCCAUGUUAUUGGAUGAACACUGAAUCCUGUUGGAGGGCUUAAAAUGUGAUACACACGGUUCUUUUAACAGUUCUUUUAAUAUUGUUUCAAACCAGAUUCUACCAAUCUGAACCUUACAAAUAAAAAAUAAAAAAUAAAAAUCCUGCUAGUCUUUGGUAUUUGCCUUUAUUUUCAAUCAGAUUAGGGAACUCGUUUAUUUUCAAUUAGAUUUAAAGGGAGGAUGAGUUACCACCAUUUUCUAAAUAGUUAAAAACUAACAUAGAAGUCUUGGUCCUCGAAAGAAGUUUUAGGAAUGAGAUAACAACAUUAACAGAAAUUCGCCAUCAUAACAUUGUGAAGCUUUAUGACUUCUGUUCCCAUGCUCAGUGCUCAUUUCUAGUGUAAGAGUACAUGGAAAGGGAAGGCUUAGCAAGCAUCCUAAGCAA
Messenger RNA from Magnolia sinica, 1264 nucleotides. RefSeq names its product proline-rich receptor-like protein kinase PERK4. The record is from RefSeq and is a predicted model, not a curated record. Gene Ontology annotation, biological process: protein phosphorylation. Bases 552 to 881 code for a protein of 109 amino acids. Lineage: Eukaryota; Viridiplantae; Streptophyta; Magnoliopsida; Magnoliales; Magnoliaceae. Gene Ontology annotation, molecular function: protein kinase activity; ATP binding. The transcript has 5 exons.